UUCUUCCGUUCCUUUUCUCCCCACUAUUCCGAUUCCCUACAUAGCUGUCCUUUUUAGUUUCACACCAUCGCUUUUCGGCUGCUCAAAAAACGCGCGGAAAGUGGGAUACCUUCUUCCCCUAUACAUACUGCUCGUCCCCAGCCUCCCACAUUCAUGGUAUGAACUGUGUUUUCUUUGUUUUUUUACUUGAAAGAUUUCAUCUUUAUGCAGUUUGGGGUGAACCCUUUUAUUUAUUGUGUUUCUUGAGGGUCCAUUUUAUUGACAAAUUAGAAAUUUAUGAAUUGGCUGAGUAAGCUUUUCAAAGGUAAUUCGAGUGAGUCUCAGUUUCUUGGAGAGGAAAGCAUGGUCUGGCGCACUCCUUUUAGACCCUCCGCAAUUCCGGAUGUCCGUCCUACAAAUAGGGAGAAGGACGAGUUAGAUCGUGCAAUUGCACUCUCUUUGGCAGAAGGUUUGAAGUGGCCCGCUGGACGCAGAUGGAGGAGAGUCAUUGAUGAAGAAGAUAUACCUUGGCCAGUUCGUGGAGGUGGCCUUAAUCCAUCAGCAUGCCCCACUUUUCCUCCAUAUGCACCAAGGGAUGCUUGUCCAAGACCCACUUGGGUAUGUAGUGGGUGCCACCGCGAAAUUGGAUAUGGAAACUAUCUGGGAUGCAUGGGGAGUUUCUUCCAUCCAGAAUGUUUUCGUUGUCAUGCAUGUGAUUCUCCUAUCACAGACCAGGAGUAUUCACUCUCAGGGAAUAAUUCAUACCACAAGUCUUGCUUCAAAGAACUGAAUCACCCCAGAUGUGAAGUCUGCAAUCAAUUUAUCCCGGCAAACAGGUCUGGCCUGGUCGAGUACAGAUGCCACCCCUUUUGGUCUAAUAAAUAUUGUCCUACGCAUGAGCAUGAUAACACUUCACGUUGCUGUAGUUGCGAACGACUUGAGUCAUGGAAUGCAAGAUAUGUGUCGCUUGGAGACGGUAGGAGCUUAUGCCUUGAGUGCUUGGAGUCUGCAAUCAUGGACACCGGGGAAUGCCAGCCCCUUUACCAGUCCAUCAGGCACUUCUAUGAGGGUUUGAAUAUGAGAAUAGAUCAGCAAAUUCCUAUGAUCCUUGUUGAAAGACAGGCCCUCAACGAGGCUAUCGAAGGCGAGAGAAAUGGUUCCCUCCAUAUGCCGGAAACCAGAGGACUAUGCCUGUCUGAGGAGCAGACAGUUAGCAGUAUACAGAAGAAGCCGAAAAUGGGAGGCCGUGUAUUUGUAGGAAUGAGAACACAGCCUCUAAGACUAACUCGAAUAUGUGAUGUUACAGCUAUCUUGAUCUUAUAUGGUCUCCCAAGGUUACUAACAGGUGCCAUUCUUGCACAUGAGUUAAUGCAUGCAUGGUUACGGCUGAGAGGCUACCGGAAUCUGACCAUGGAAGUCGAAGAAGGGAUAUGCCAAGUGCUUUCCCUCAUGUGGCUCGAGUCGGAGGUGACUCACGGAUACAACAGAAACAUGCCACCACCACCACCACCACCAUCAUCAUCCAAGAGGGGCAGAAAAUCUGCUUCUGAAAACAAGCUGGGAGAGUUCUUCAAGCAUCAGAUAUUGCACGACGCUUCUCCAGCGUAUGGAGAAGGCUUCCGAGCAGCUCAAGCAGCCGUGAACAAGUACGGUCUGAGGUGCACGCUGGACCAUAUUCGCAUGACCGGCACUCUCCCCAUCUAAAAUUCUUAAACAAAUUUAUAAUGAAUCCUUCCAAGCUUCUCUGUCUUCCAAUGCAGAUGAUGUCGAAGAGCAAUACAGGGAAAAAUGAGAGACAACAUAAGCAUGAGGAUGUUUUUUUUCCCACUACCUUGUUAUGUUUCUGGUUUUCUAUUAUGUGCUACUAAUCAUAUUCAAGGAGAGAUGUCAUUUUUACUCAUCUAGACUGUUAUGAGCAGUAUAAAUAAGGGUUUAGCUU
Messenger RNA from Cuscuta campestris, 1918 nucleotides. Lineage: Eukaryota; Viridiplantae; Streptophyta; Magnoliopsida; Solanales; Convolvulaceae. The record is from the annotation of a GenBank genome assembly.